UGCCUUUGCCUUGAUCAUAAUUUAAAAUAUACAGAGUUUUAUAUUAAAUGCAUACAAUUUCUGACGUGUAUUAUAGUCCUCUUUCAGUUGCUGUGGGUUUCAGUUAUAGAGAGAUGGAAGAGAUGCGGAAGGUAACUAAUGGUGGAGAAAGCCAAAGUGAAGAUGCAUCCAGAGUUUUUCCCUGCCUAUUCUGUUCAAGAAAGUUUCACAGUUCUCAAGCUCUAGGAGGACACCAAAAUGCUCACAAAAAAGAAAGAACAGCUGCAAGGAAAGCCAAGAGGGUUUCUGUGUACUCAAGUGUUUGCUUCCCUUCCCCAUUGCCAGCCCCUAUGAUUUUUGCACCAACCCAUCUAGACAUUUUAAAUACUUCAAUGAUCAUCACUGCCCAUGCAGCAGAACUCUCCUAUCUCCAAAACCAUCAAAUUUCCAAACAAUUUGGAUCAAAUGGCGCACCUAGACUUGGCAACACACUGUUUUAUGGGGGAACUAAGAGGUUACAUGGUGAUGGAAAGAACUACAAUGUCAGUUGGGGGGACACAUCUCAAUCCAAAUUAUUUAUAAGUAACGAUCAAGAUCUUGGAAUUUGGAAUAAUGGUACCGAGAAGAAACAAAAGCUUGAUUUAUCUCUCCAUUUGUAGGCAAUGCAUGGAUUAGGAAUGAGAAGAUGCACUUUUCUGAGAGCUAAUGAAUUGCGGGACUAGUUUUUAUGGCUAAUUGUGUUAG
Messenger RNA from Vigna unguiculata (cowpea), 723 nucleotides. RefSeq names its product C2H2-like zinc finger protein (gene LATE). Lineage: Eukaryota; Viridiplantae; Streptophyta; Magnoliopsida; Fabales; Fabaceae. Gene Ontology annotation, molecular function: DNA-binding transcription factor activity. The record is from RefSeq and is a predicted model, not a curated record.